AUGCAUCAUAGUUAUGUACAAAAAUAUUUAGAAAUGUAUGCUAAACAUUUUGAUUUGAUUAAAUAUAUUCAUUUUAAUACUGAAGUGAUCGAGGUCCGUAGGGUUGAAGGGGAUGAUCAAACCAGCUUAACAAAAUGGAGUGUUUCCCUCUCCAAUGGAAUUACAAAAAUAUAUUCUGCUGUGCUAAUAUGUACCGGCCAUCAUUGUGAACCGCGUAUUCCUACCGAAAUUAAUGGCCUAACCACAUUCAAAGGAAGAGUUUUACACUCUAAGCAUUAUCAUGAUUAUAAAGGUUUUGAAAACAAACGUGUUAUGUUGGUUGGUAUAGGAAAUUCUUCGUUGGAUAUAGCUGUGGAGUUGGCUGGGAUUGCUAAGAAUGUUGUAAUUUCUACACGUCGAGGUACCUGGCUAUUUAAUAGAAUAACUCAAAAAGGAUUACCCUAUGAUGUGGUUUAUCAAAGUCGAUUUUAUGAUUGGUUAAUGAGAACAGUUCCUUGGAGUAUUGCAAAUGAUUUUCAUGAAUGGAGAAUGCAACAGAGAACUGAUCACGAUUUAUAUGGUCUACGACCUCCACACCGUUUUUUCCAACAACACCCAGCUGUCAACGAUGCCCUAACAAAUUUAUUAGCCAGUGGCCGCGUCAAAAUUACAAUUUGA
Molecule: messenger RNA, 657 nt
Organism: Meloidogyne enterolobii
Lineage: Eukaryota; Metazoa; Nematoda; Chromadorea; Rhabditida; Meloidogynidae
Source: the annotation of a GenBank genome assembly